This is a messenger RNA of Protopterus annectens (West African lungfish), 2557 nucleotides long. It is a transcript of the gene SPMIP7, whose product is annotated as spermatogenesis associated 48. NCBI's taxonomy places the organism in Eukaryota, Metazoa, Chordata, Ceratodontiformes, Protopteridae. Bases 738 to 1964 code for a protein of 408 amino acids. The record is from RefSeq and is a predicted model, not a curated record. The transcript is spliced from 9 exons.
AAGGUGAACCAUAACAAAGACAUAUGCUUUUUUUAUAAAAUUACAGGUGCUUAUUUUAAUAUUUCCUCGACGUUGUAGAAACCAAAACAACACCUCGUGACGUAGUCGAAUAACGAGGAUAAACCAAGCAGUGUCUUAAGGUCCCGUACACACCAAAAAAUCACAAAAAGCAUAAACCAAACGUCCAGGACCAAACACGGCUUCCAAAGUAUCAGAACUUUAAUAAAUGAGCUUCAAAACUGGUAAGCGCUUCCAUGCCUCACAGUAGGCACUUCAUCGAAUGUCUGAUACUUUGGAAGCCGUGUUUGGUCCUGGACUUUUGUUUUAUGCUUUUUGAAUGAAUAUGCAUCUUGAUGUCUUCACCGACUGUAUGAAUAUUCAUCGACUGUUCGGCACGUUAGCUCGAGGUUGAAGUACAUACAUGGUGAGCAUUUCCCGUAAUGACAGAUGCCGUGGCUCACAUUUCAUCGGUUGAUCUUCUUGAUGGCAGUCUAACAGAACAGUGUGUACCCGUUGCUUAGCAACAACCUGCGCUAUCAGAUCCCGAGGAUUUGUUAGUAACUGAAGUCCUGUUGUAGUACAAGAACAGUGUUGUCAAUUUUCUAUUCAUUUUGCCUUGUGUAUAUUUAAUCUUUUGUGAACUAAAAAAGUUUAAUAGGUACCUGGAUCAAAACGGAUGGUUUGGUCAGCAGCCGCAAAGCAACACAGUGGUACUGCCUAAAAGAGUUACCUUGGGAAUGGAAACCUUUGUCCGUCCUCUGCGGCAACAGAUGGAUCACGCAAAUAGUUUGCUACUGCUUAGGCAGGUCAACCUUCCUUUUAGGAAGGGGCCGGAAGACAGAUACGACUUUGCCAGCUUUCAAGACAGAAACAACCGAGCUUUCAUCAAGUGCACUCCUCCGAUUAUUCCUUUGCAUGUGGAGGGCCCCCUAGUGGCGCCCCUUCGCGAUGACGUGCCUCUGAUUGACCCCUGCUCUGGGUUUAUGAGCGCUGGUGGGGAUGCUGACUUACAGCCGGGUGGACGUCGGAUUUCCCCAAUGGUAGAGAAAGGUCUCAAACCCAAUGAGACAAUCCCCAACGCACCUGGGAGAGCCCAGACUCCUCCUGUCAGACCGUCGGCUCCUGAGGAUGAUUUAGGAGAAGGGAAACAGUGGAAUUCCAGUGCGGUUUUGGAGGCUGCCUUAAGGGCAAGGUUAGGAGGAUGGACAAGCAGUGUUCGAGUCUCUCCAGCUCCACCUAAAGAACUUUGUAGCCUUUCAGCCCAUAGGUUUACAUUUAAUGUGAACCCAACAGCAAAGCAUUCAGCUGAUGCUGCAUCUGAAAACUGGAGGGAUGAAGCAGCAAGAAGAUACAUGUACUCUUCUUCAGCAAAAAGGAGCUAUGGAAAUGUCCCUUGGGAUGUAAAACUACCACCGAGAAUCAAACCUCCAAGUUCAACAAAAGAGAAGAUGGCUGAUCCAGUCUCACAACGUUUUACAUUGAAAAGAUAUCAGCCUGAAGCAGAAAUAUGGCAGGCUUUUGGGAAUGCUUGGGACAGCUUUCAAACAAGAACACCUAGCACAGUGACCAAACCAAUCACUUUUGUAAGUCAUUUUCCAAGAAUUCAUGAAAUUCCACUUUACAGUGGAUGUGUGGGUGCUGAGAACUUAGAAGAUAUAGACAACCCUGACAAGGAGAUUAUUUGUUUCACAAUUCCAAGAACAUUUCAGCCACAAUAUACCAGUACUGCUCACCGUCCGAACAUACCAGGAUAUACUGGAAAGGUCCACUGGACAGCUGUACAUCCAGCACACUCUAAGCUUCCAACACCAAUUUUCUCCACAACCACAGAGACUCCUGUAUACAUUCCAAACUCUGGAAGCCAACUUUCAUUUAAAAAACAAGGACCUUUUUCCCGAAUGGUCACCACUGUUUCUCCUUUCAACCCCUUCAACAAGGUGGAAGAGGAAACAAUUGAUUUUUAAAAAGCAAUAUCCCUGGAGAGCAGACAUCAUUCACAGGGUCCUGCUUAAAAUGCAGUAAUUUGUGUGUUUGGUAUAGCAGAAAUGUAUUAUUUAACUAAAUUCCCUUGUGAAAAGUGGAAUUUUAAAACACCAUUCUAGAAUUACAGUGGUAUGUGGUAUGUGUUUUCUUAAUGACCGUGUCUAUCUUUCAUUGUAGAAGCUUAAGUAUUAAUUUUUCUUAGCAAUAUGCUGACCACUGGCAACAGAACAUUACAGGUCUACAUAAUUCCAAAUGAGUGCUCAAAUUUUAGAAUAUUUCAGUCAAUAUAAGUUAAUUUCACUAACUUAAAAUAAUAUGGCACUCCUGUUACCUGAAAGCUAAUGUAUUUGUGCAAUGAUUUAAUGUAUGUGCUAUCUCAAAGACAAAAAUGUAAUGUUUAAAUAAUUUAAAUAAUAAACGAUAAAACAUCACCAGUUCCAUCCUAUAAGCAACAUGCCCAGAUACCAGCUGUGAAUAAUAAUUUCUUUUUCACUAAAAUGUAUACCUUGUAUGGUGUUUCUUCUUUAAUAUUAUCCAAUGCUUUAAAAGUCUCUUAAUAAAACUAUUAACAUUA